CAUCGCGUGAAUACGGAUUGUCUUGAGUUUGGUGUAGCAAAUUGCGCAGAGUUUUUUUCAACCCCCAUUGAAGCCAUUGUCAUCGUUUGCGAAAAAGAAAACCGAGUACUAGAAACGGGAAACGAUUCUUCGCAUUUUGAUCGCGAAAAUGAAAUUCCAGUACAAGGAGGAGCACCCUUUCGAGAAGCGGAAGGCCGAAGGCGACAAAAUUCGUCGCAAAUACCCGGACCGUGUGCCCGUUAUUGUGGAGAAGGCGCCAAAAGCCCGGAUCGAUGAUCUCGACAAGAAAAAGUAUCUCGUGCCAUCGGAUCUGACCGUCGGUCAGUUUUACUUCCUCAUCCGUAAGCGAAUCCAUUUGCGCCCAGAGGACGCACUCUUUUUCUUCGUCAACAACGUGAUUCCACCGACGUCGGCCACCAUGGGUUCGCUGUACCACGAACAUCACGAGGAGGACUAUUUUCUGUACAUCGCCUACUCGGAUGAAAAUGUCUACGGUAGCAACUGAGCCUGAGAAAAGAUGUAAUAUGAUAUAUGUGUUGCAAUCGAACUAAUUAACAAACAACAAUGUAUGAAAACACUAAGACUUGUGGUGAUAUGAAAAAUUGACAAAAAAAACAUGCUGCUAGAGUAUCUUUCAAGGGAAGGGGUAAUCUCUCUUCAGUCAACCCAUUCCUUUGCAGCCUGGUUCA
Messenger RNA from Anopheles cruzii, 689 nucleotides. Its product is annotated as gamma-aminobutyric acid receptor-associated protein. NCBI's taxonomy places the organism in Eukaryota, Metazoa, Arthropoda, Insecta, Diptera, Culicidae. Gene Ontology annotation, biological process: autophagy of mitochondrion; macroautophagy; autophagosome assembly. Gene Ontology annotation, cellular component: cytosol; autophagosome membrane; autophagosome. The transcript has 2 exons. The record is from RefSeq and is a predicted model, not a curated record. Gene Ontology annotation, molecular function: ubiquitin protein ligase binding; GABA receptor binding. The coding region runs from base 149 to 505 and encodes 118 amino acids.